This is a messenger RNA of Leptomonas pyrrhocoris, 934 nucleotides long. RefSeq lists its product as hypothetical. The coding region runs from base 8 to 934 and encodes 308 amino acids. Gene Ontology annotation, cellular component: cytosol; mitochondrion. Lineage: Eukaryota; Euglenozoa; Kinetoplastea; Trypanosomatida; Trypanosomatidae. Gene Ontology annotation, molecular function: peptidyl-tRNA hydrolase activity. The transcript has a single exon. The record is from RefSeq and is a predicted model, not a curated record.
GAAUUUCAUGUCGCCAUUAUGUGACACGAAGGUGCGGCCGGCGGCGUACGGAGUGGGGGUUCUUCUCGGCUGCGCCGCCGCACUUCUCUGCAGCGCGCUUCUCCACUUUUGCGUCUCCACCUCUGCGGGCAGGUCGCUGGAGAAGGCGACGACUCCCGCACCGAUUCUCUCACGACGCGAGCGGGCGGCGAAGUUGCUGAACGAGCUGCGCCCGCAGCAAGCAUCGGCGUCUUCGGACGUCUCAGGCGCAGUCGCAGAGGCACAAAUGGAGGCGAACACCAACCCAGUGGACACUUCCUCUGCCGAAGCUGGAAAUGAGUGUUGUGGUGAAGGCGAAGCUGUUCCUUCCAACAGCAGUAGCAGCAGCAGUUGGGCGUCGACGUCGACACACCCAGAUGAAGAGGAGGAAGAUAGCGAGUAUGAGCGGAUGGAGGACUUGCGUCUGAAGAUGGUGUUUGUGGUGCGACACCCAGUUCAACCGAAGAUGUCCGCGCAGGAGGUGGCGGUGCUGACGGCCAGCGCGGGAGUGCGGCUGGUGGAACUGCAUCACGGCGGCCAAAACGUCUCCUCUCGGUCCUCCGCCGAAACGUGCGAUAGCGGGUUCGUUGCAGCCUCCGCUUCAUCGACGUUUGCGCCGACCGUACAAGAUUGGCAGCGCUGGCGGCAUUGGUACUUGUGGUGGAAUCGGAUUGGCUGCGGCAAAAUCACACUCAAGUGUCCAGAAGAGGCGGUAAUGGCGGAGGUGGUGAGGGCUGCAGAGGAGAAGCGACUUCUUGUGGUACAGCUUCGCCGCUCUCAGUUCGGCAGUCACGAUGGGGUGGCGGUAGAGAAAAUGACGCCUUCUGACUCAGAUGAGGUGGUGGUGGUUGCCCUUGGUCCGGCCCCAUCCGACCUCUUAAAUCCUGUCACGGGGGCACUCAAGUUGUAUUCGUGA